ACCUCUAAACUUGGCCUCAAUCGGUCUCCAAGCGCUGCAAGAGGCAAAGAACAACCGUUCUAGUUGGUUUGCUGCAAUUAGGUUAUUGAAUGUGCAGUGAGUGACACUAGCCAGAAAACAAAUCUAAGCCAAGUUACCAUGAAGUCCGCCUGCCUGAUCAUUCUGGCAUCUCUUGUGGUCUGCAACCUGACGUUGGCUCCAGGACAGGGCAUCCCCGCUGAGGAGGAAACGGGGGACCGGCAGACUAUUGACGAUAUCAUCCUACAGAGAGCCGAGAGCCUCCUGCUCCGCUCCAUUCUCAAAAAUAUAGGGGAUGAGGAUGGCGCGAACGAAGGGUUGACCUCUCAGCCAGAGUGGCUGGUGAAGCGGCAGCAUCCCGGUAAGAGGUACCAGGAGGAGCUGGAAAAAAGGCAACACCCUGGGAAGCGAGAGGAGGACGAGGACGAGGACGAAGACUAUGGCGAGGUUCAGAAAAGACAGCACCCGGGAAAACGCGAAGACGAAUUUGACUCUUUUGUGGAGCUCCAGAGAAGACAGCAUCCAGGCAAGCGCAUAAUACUGGAGCAGAUUACAGAGAACCCCGCAUUUCUAAGUGAACUCUCCAAACGUCAGCACCCCGGCAAGCGCUACGUGAUGUACUACAGUAAGCGCCAGCAUCCCGGCAGGCGAGAGGUGGACGACGAGUCAGACGCAGGGGACCUCAGGGAGUUGGAGAAGCGCCAACACCCCGGCAAACGCUACUUGGAUAACACGAGCCCGGAUUUGGGCGCCAACAGUCCCUGUGACGUGCUGGACCCUGGCUGCAGUAAGGCCAACCUGUUGCUCCAGCUAUUAGACAACGUGAACAAGAGUCGCGCAGAGAAGAGACAGCACCCAGGCAAAAGGUCCGCACCUGUCGAGGAUUUGACCGAACAGGAGUAACUAGCGGGGCUGAUGAAGCCCACGUGGGGAAGAAAUAAAGACUAAAGCGACGGGAUUAGCUAUUGGCUCUGCAGUCUGUCUGUAUCCAGCUGAGGACGCAGUCUCGGAAUCUGCUCUUUUUCUGUCUGACCUUGAAUUGAAUAGGCUAAGUGUAAUUUUCAGAGUUAUAUAAAGUAAAUGUGUUAUAUACGACAAAUUGACCUGUAGUUUGUUUUAUGAUUUAGGCCUAAUGCGUUUGUGGUAAAAUAUAUGUGGAUAUACCCCUGCAAAAUCAUUUAGUGCGUCUCUUGAUUACUUUUCUACUUGAAUAUUCUUGCAUGGUAUAACGACUGAUUAAUUGUUGUGCAUUUUCUAUUACUUUUUCCUUAAAGCCUAUUAUGACUCUUACAACUCUAUACAAUAAAACGCAUUGGUACAGAUGACUGAG
Messenger RNA from Oncorhynchus keta (chum salmon), 1348 nucleotides. Its product is annotated as pro-thyrotropin-releasing hormone-A. Gene Ontology annotation, cellular component: extracellular region. The transcript is spliced from 4 exons. The record is from RefSeq and is a predicted model, not a curated record. Gene Ontology annotation, molecular function: thyrotropin-releasing hormone activity. The coding region runs from base 139 to 921 and encodes 260 amino acids. Gene Ontology annotation, biological process: hormone-mediated signaling pathway. NCBI's taxonomy places the organism in Eukaryota, Metazoa, Chordata, Actinopteri, Salmoniformes, Salmonidae.